AACUCACCGAGGUGAACGCGCUUCUGGGCUGCCCGCUGGUGAUGUUCCCACUGGAGCUGCUGCAGGAUGCGCAGGACGUCAACCAGCUUCACGAGCUGCCCGCCAGCGUCUCCGCGGCGGUGCUAACCAGCCUGCAGGCCGCCAGCAGCUACCUGCGGGAGGUCCUCAACUGCUUCGCACCAACAGCGGCUGAGGAGCAGCAAAGGAGCCCCAGCCAGGGUAGCGAGCUGCAGGCCAAGCUCUCUCGCCGUGUCGCCCAGCUGGCGCAGCUGGAGGCGCUUGCGGCGGCAUUGGCGGACAACCUGCAGCCGCCG
Messenger RNA from Astrephomene gubernaculifera, 314 nucleotides. The record is from the annotation of a GenBank genome assembly. NCBI's taxonomy places the organism in Eukaryota, Viridiplantae, Chlorophyta, Chlorophyceae, Chlamydomonadales, Astrephomenaceae.